Catharus ustulatus (Swainson's thrush) is the source of this 5032-nucleotide messenger RNA. RefSeq names its product RCC1 and BTB domain containing protein 2 (gene RCBTB2). The record is from RefSeq and is a predicted model, not a curated record. Lineage: Eukaryota; Metazoa; Chordata; Aves; Passeriformes; Turdidae. The coding region runs from base 128 to 1780 and encodes 550 amino acids. The transcript is spliced from 13 exons. Gene Ontology annotation, molecular function: protein binding.
CCCUCCCCUUCCCCUGGCCCUCCCGGCUCGGCGGUGAGGAGGCGCCUGAGCGCGGCAGCAUCUUCCCGGGGCGGGGGGAGGAGCCGCCGCCUGCGGGGAAGGAAGGGUGACACAAGCACAAAUCCAUAUGGAGGAUGAACCUCCUCCUCAAGGAGUCAGUGCCAAGGCCUUGGAGGCAACACUGUUGUCAGCCCUGAAGAUGCUGGAUGUUGGGAAAUGGCCGAUUUUUUCUCUCUGUUCCUCAGAAGAGAUCAAGUUAAUUCGUCAAGCCUGUGUCUUUGGUAGUGCUGGCAAUGAAGUGUUGUAUACAACUGAAAAUGAUGAGGUUUUUGUGCUUGGCAUGAACUGCAGUGGCUGUUUGGGAACAGGAGACAUGCAGAGCACUAUUGAACCAAGGAGGCUAGAUUCCCUGUGUGGCAAAAAGAUAGCCUGCCUAAGUUAUGGAAGUGGCCCUCAUGUUGUUCUUGCUACAGAAGAAGGAGAAGUGUACACGUGGGGUCAUAAUGCUUAUAGUCAGCUGGGCAAUGGUACCACAAAUCAUGGUUUUGUUCCCUGUCAAGUCUCUACAAACUUGGUGAACAAGAAGGUCAUUGAGGUUGCCUGUGGCUCUCACCAUUCAAUGGUGUUAACCUCUGAUGGAGAAGUAUACACGUGGGGUUACAAUAACUCAGGCCAGGUUGGAUCUGGUUCAACAGCAAAUCAACCAAUUCCUCGUAGAGUUACCAGCUGCCUACAAAAUAAAAUAGUCGUUAAUAUAGCUUGUGGACAGAUGUGCUCUAUGGCUGUGGUGGAAAAUGGAGAGGUCUAUGUCUGGGGGUACAAUGGGAAUGGUCAGCUGGGGCUGGGCAGCAGCGGCAACCAGCCCACGCCGUGCCGGAUCGCGGCCCUGCAGGGCAUUCGUGUGCAACGGGUUGCCUGUGGCUAUGCACAUACGUUAGUGCUAACAGAUGAAGGUCAGAUAUAUGCCUGGGGAGCCAAUUCAUACGGCCAGUUAGGUACUGGGAAUAAAAGUAACCAGUCUUACCCUACAACAGUUAUUGUGGAUAAGGACAGGGUUGUGGAGAUCGCCGCGUGCCACUCUGCGCACACGUCGGCGGCCAAGACCCAGAGUGGCCAGGUGUACAUGUGGGGGCAGUGCCGGGGCCAGUCCGUGACCUUCCCCCACCUCACCCACUUCGCCUGCACUGACGAUGUGUUCGCCUGCUUCGCCACCCCUGCUGUCAUGUGGCGCCUGCUCUCCGUAGAGCCUGAUGACCAUCUAACAGUAGCCCAGUCACUAAAGAAGGAAUUUGACAACCCUGAAACUGCAGAUCUGAAGUUCCUAGUGGAUGGGAAAUACAUUCAUGUUCAUAAAGUUCUUCUCAAAAUUAGGUGUGAACAUUUUCGCUCCAUACUCAAUAAUGAUGAUGAAAUUAUAGAAAUGAGUGAAUUUUCUUACCCUGUUUACCGAGCCUUCCUGGAAUAUCUGUAUACAGACAACAUUAGGCUCCCUCCUGAAGAUGCAAUAGGCCUACUAGAUUUGGCAACACUGUAUAGAGAAAACAGACUGAAAAAGCUUUGCCAGCAAACGAUCAAACAAGGCAUUUGUGAAGAGAAUGCCAUUGCUCUUCUUUCUGCCGCUGUCAAGUAUGAAGCUCAGGACUUGGAAGAAUUUUGCUUCAGGUUUUGCAUAAACCAUUUGACUGUUGUUACACAAACUCAAGGCUUUGCAGACAUGGACCAUGACCUCCUGAAAAACUUCAUUAGCAAAGCCAGCAGAGUGGGAGCAUUCCGAAAUUGAGGUCUGACUAUUACCAAGCUGAAGAGCACAUCAUCUUCCCUUCUGGAAAUACUUUUCCUUUGGAGAACUUCUCUGUAGUCAGAAUGUGCAACGGUUUGGAAGGAAAGUCUCAGUAUUCAUCAGCUUAGGGAGUGUGUACAAGUCCGCUAACAUGUAGGCUUUGUUGUAAGGAUGGCUACAGUGUAGAUGUGUGGUGACUGUUCAUUGCCAACAGCCAGAAUUUUUAACACAAAAAUCUGAUGCAGUAACUACCCUUUCCCACUCAAAGUCAAGCAAACUAAGCAUCUCAUUAUCUAGUCUGUCCUUUUUUUUUUUUUUUUAAACAUUCUGUGUUUGGAUUUUAUGGGACAGUGACCUGUUUGCUGCUAAAACUUUCAUAGUGUAUUUUUGUCUCAAAAAUCAGUUAAUAUACCAUAGUGGGCUUCUUUUUAUAAUCCAGUGAAGAUACAAACUUGUUUUUCUGGAUAUAUGGUAAAAUAACGUAAGUUCUUUAGGAUGAGAAGCUUCCUGAUUUGUAGGAGGGUAUGUCUCGCUUUGUGUUUAUUUAUGAGGAGCUUCAGCAGGAUAUUACAGUUCUGAGUUCCCAGCAAGUCUCAUUAUUUAGCCAGGAGGAAAAAGAUCUCCCUUUCCAUUAUACUGGGCAUGAUCCCUGCACCCCAAUGGAAGCACUCACCAAGGAUGUGAAUUGUCACGCUGUGAGUUUUACGGCUAAGAAAACUACCUAGUUACAAACCCAAAUAAGAUGUCAAGAAAAGGAAGUUCCUCUUGAGGCUUUUUUAUUCCUGUGUCACUGUCUCAGACAGAUCAACUUCAGAAAAAUGAGAAAAAGGUGAUUUUGAAGUGGUAACUUCAAAUUAAUUAAAUUGUAAGAGUGAACUGACACUAUAUUCCAGAUGGUGAUAAAGAUAUUUUGUCCAACUACGGCGUUUCACAUUCUCCUGUGGUCAGAGCUGUGAGGUGACCACACCACUUUCCUUUCAGGGCUGUUCAGGAGAGAGGAGCAGCCUUCUGGACACCUCUCUCCCAGCAUGAUCAUCGGUGGCUAAGGCAGAGUACAUUCCUAGCUGGCCGAAGUGAGUUAAGGUGAAAAGCCCACCCAGUGCUGCACAGAGGGAGGUUUGCCCCAAUACAGAAGAUGUGGAGCCCAUGGAGCAUUUACUUGAAUUUUCUAACAGGUAACUGUGAAUUAACCCUGAGAAUUUAAGAUUUUGACUGAGUGAGAUGACUUCAAGUGCCUUUUGCAGUAUUUUAUGAUUAGGGAAGACAAAAAGCUGGAUUACCAGGCUCAGUACACUAAUAUAAGUAGUCAUGCAGCCUUCCUGCAGGUGUCUGCUGUGCCACAGCAUCCUUCAAUGAUCUUUUCUAAUCCUCAAAUGUGGUUUGUAAGAACUUAAUUCCCUCAGAUUAUCACAUUCUCAUGUCUAAGGUGGAAAUAGCUGGUCUUUACUAUAUUGGAGGCUCAUUUCUCAAACAGUCCUGUUCUUUGAGGAAGAGUAGGAGGCAGACGAGCAGCACAUACUCAGAAAGGAGUAGUGAGUAGUACCCCCUUCACCUCAGGCCCUGUGGGUGUAAGUAAAAGGUGAAGUAUGCAGGUAGCAGAAUUUACUUAGGAAGAGGGCGCUGAGCAAGUAUUUUAGAAAAUGCUGUGGUAAAUAUUUAUUUGUGUUUGAGACAUUUGCCUCAGACUCUCACUAGAAAUAUAUUGGGUCAUCUACUGCUAACAAGCACAUUCUGCCACCCCCUCAAAGAUGAGUACGACUUCCUCCAGCAGUGUUAAGUCCAUUCUUAGCAGCUGUGUCAGUAUUUUGUAUUCAAACAGAAGUGGUCAAAACCUUUCCAAUACAUAAUGCAGAUUCAUCAAAAACACAGCUUUGCUGGGGGAGGAGAUCAGUUUUGUUAAGUUUAUGUUGAGAAGCACUUGACACUAGCACACAGCCAGAGAUUACUGCAAACAGUGAAACGGUGUUAUGGUAGGGCACAACUUUACUGCCACUCCUGUGUGCUCUAGCCCAGCACUGAUCAUACCAAAGCAUGAAUAAUGAAACCAGCUGGGCACCUCCACCCCGGUACUGGUUUGUCAGUGGUCACUCCUGCUUUCCUAAGGUGUGUAUUACGGAAGGUCUCUCCACAUAUUUGUUGUUUUACUCAGAAGAAUCAAACCAAAAAACUAUAAAUGUAAAAUGAUGAGGGUUUUUUUACUCAACCUCGAAUCAGAAGCCCUCUUUGGGGACACCACUGCAUGGAAUGGUAGCACUGGAGGGGGAUACCACUGUCCUCCAUUAGCUCAAGUUCAUAACAAAGUAGUUCAACAGAGAUUGCAGCUGAAAUGGCGUGCUGCUUGUAACAAGACAUUUUUGGCUUAAUAGAACAAAGUGUCUUGAUUUUUUCCAAUUUACUCCCUUCCUGCUCAUUAUUUCCAGCCACCCAUACACAUUAAAGUCUACUUACAAUUUCAGAAUAAUUGACAAAGCCUGUAAUUUUGAGAAAAAGCAUGUCUGGACUGAGGGUGAUUUUAAAGGUCCGAUGUGGCAGCAUUGGCUUUUAUUCUGUAUCAUCUGGCACGGAUGUGAUAGUGUUACAUUCAUAGAAACAUUUAUUUAUUUAAUUUGUUAAUUUUUGUUGCAUGUGUUCAAAAAAACCCCACCCUUCCUGGCUUAGGCGGUUAAAUAUGGGUGCAUGGAUGUAAAUAUCUGCUCAAAACCCAACCAUGGGACAUUUCAGAAGAAAUUAGUGAUGCAUUUUACUGUUGUGAGGUAGUCUGCAACAACCUUGUGUUUGUGGAUCUUGCAGGUUAAAUACUUAAUAAAGUAUUGUUCUAUUUUAGGAUACCACAGACAAAAGGCAUAUAUUAAAAAGUAAAAAUCUGGUCAAGCAGAAACUGUGUCUAGGGUUUAAAUAAAGAGCAGUGUUCUACUUUCCAGAAAGGUGUCUGGAAAGAAAAAUAGUUAACAUGGGUAGGGUCUUUUGAAGGUUCUCCUGUUACCGAAGCUAAAAGCCAGCACUGCGUUGGGAUCUAGUACCCAGCUGUAGAGUUUUGUUACAAUGCUUGUUAACUAUGUAAACUGCUGUUUUUAUAUGACCCCAACACUUUCCAUGGGAUUUUCCUUGUUAAACAAAGCAUUUAUUUGCCCCAUAGCGGCAGGAUUCAUUGGCCACCACCCAACGAUGUAGAAAGUUUACAGCCUGAACAUAAAUGAUUUUUUUUUCUAUACAGACUUACCAUUAAUAAAAAUGCCAUAAUAUUUAAAACAA